AACUUGAACAACACAACAGGAACAAUGAACUAGUAUCGGUUGCUCUUACUCGACGAUCAUGUAUUUUAGGGAUCUAAACACACAGAGGCCGCAGAAAAUGGAUUAUUCGUUCAUUUCUGAAAACACACCGAUUUGUCUUCUGAAAACGUUGACGUUUGUUGCUGAGAAGCAGGUGCAUUUGAAUCGAAGAGCGCCUAAUCUUCGCUGGAGUGAUUUCCAGGCUACUGGCUGAGACUUUGAAAUGCGGAUGAACGUGGCAAACAUGGCCCCGGGUUCCACAUCUCACAGUCCCUUCCCGUGCCCCCUGUCCUACGGACUGCCGAGUGUUAUCCUGUCCGAAAGUUUGGUGCCUUUUCCGUCACACCGAAUGAUGCGGAGUCUCCUUCCCGCCAAGAUGCCGGAAGCGGAGACGAGACGAGCGGAGGGACUGCCCGUGUUCCGGAUUCUGUGCGAGGCCCUGCGAUACCUGCGGGAGACCCUUUCCAAAAUCCUGGACCGCUGCGGGGCUGUCAUGGAGGCCAUCCAGUUUGCCGUGUCCCCUGCCCUGGCCCUGGACGUGCUGGCGGAGAUGGGCCUGGGAGAGGAGUCUAUGUGGGAGUCGGCAGAGGAGAGGAGGGGGCCCACAGGCCAGGGGUGGAUGUGGGCCCCGGAGGUGAAAAUGCUGGAGGAGGAAGACCUUUGGGCCCCGGAUGUUAAGACUCUGGAGGAGGAAGAGCUGUUGGCUCCAGAUGUGGAUGUGUCGGAAGAGGAGGAGCUUUCAGUGAAAGGGGAGUGCGAGUGUCUGGAAGACGGGGGCGAGCUCGACCUUGCGGAAUGGCUGGAGUGGGAUUCUGGCUCGGAGCUUUCCGAGGACGAGGGCGACGACCCGUACAGUGACUGCGACAGCCCCUCGGACGCCAUACUUGAGCUCCCCCUCGGGCUUUUUGACAAGAGCCCCAUUUCCCACCCCACGCUGCCCAGUCACACCCUGACAUCUGAGGGGGAGCAGGAAGACGACAGCGAGUCGGACUGGUCCGAGGAGGAGGAGGAGGAUGACGACGAAGACUGGGACGGGGUCUCCGAGGCGAACUCCGAGCUCUGGGAAUCCUUCCUCCGUCGCGACGACCCGUACAACCCUUUUGGGUUCUCCUUUCCCGCCGGAAAGACGGAAAAGUCCCGCGAGACCACAGAGAGCUGCACAGCAAGACCCCUGCACAUCACUGAUGGAGGGAAGGCCGCAGAGAGCAAGACGGAGAAGGAGAGGAGCUGCCCUCCACAGGCUGAGAAGAAAAACAAAAAGGUGAGGUUCAGUGACAACGUGCAGCUGCGCCCCCUGGUGGCGUGGGCGUUUGCCAGCCGGGCCGCGCGGGACGGGUCCUGCUGGCAGGAGAUGGCCAGAGACCGGGACCGCUUCAGGAGGCGGGUUCAGGCAGCCAGCGACAUCAUCACCCCCUGUUUGCUGCCGCAGCACAGAGCCAGAGUGUGGGAGAAGCUCCAGCUACUGUAAACGCUUUAGCCUAGCUCUGCUGAGCACACAGCCAUGCUAAAUGCUUUUCUUGGAAGGUGUAUAAGAUUUUUAUCUUUA
Messenger RNA from Megalops cyprinoides (Indo-Pacific tarpon), 1564 nucleotides. It is a transcript of the gene ppp1r15a, whose product is annotated as protein phosphatase 1, regulatory subunit 15A. Lineage: Eukaryota; Metazoa; Chordata; Actinopteri; Elopiformes; Megalopidae. Gene Ontology annotation, biological process: response to endoplasmic reticulum stress. Gene Ontology annotation, cellular component: protein phosphatase type 1 complex; endoplasmic reticulum. Gene Ontology annotation, molecular function: protein phosphatase regulator activity. The transcript has 3 exons. The record is from RefSeq and is a predicted model, not a curated record. Bases 242 to 1486 code for a protein of 414 amino acids.